Acanthaster planci (crown-of-thorns starfish) is the source of this 679-nucleotide messenger RNA. RefSeq names its product pancreatic lipase-related protein 2-like. Gene Ontology annotation, molecular function: protein binding; triacylglycerol lipase activity. Gene Ontology annotation, biological process: lipid catabolic process. The record is from RefSeq and is a predicted model, not a curated record. NCBI's taxonomy places the organism in Eukaryota, Metazoa, Echinodermata, Asteroidea, Valvatida, Acanthasteridae.
CGUAGCGGACUUCCUCGAGGGGCCCUGCGUGCUCACCCAACGGAUAGCAGAGAUGGGGUUCCAUGCUGACCUCUACAAGCCCGCGGACGGCUCGAAAAACCUGGUUUAUUACCAGAAAACCAUCGGGGAAGAACCGUUCUGCGGUUUUCAUUACCGGUUCGACAUUCACUUCGAUGAUCCAUGGAGAUCUGCGGAAGGGAGAGGGAGACUGUUUAUUACCCUCAUGAACACCGAGGGGAACGUGGAGAGACUGCAGCUGACUGCGGACGCGCAGGAGUUUCAUCCCGGUCAGGACUACCGGUUCACGGCGGUGGCUGGGUCGCCGAUGGGCACGCUGUCCGGCCUGUAUUUCGAGUGGGAGUACGACGCCGCUUGGUACAAGCCGUGGGAAUGGGACGUGUUCACCAAGCCGGACUUCUACGUGCACAAGAUUGAGGUGUACUCAGCUAAUGACUUAACGAGUUAUAUCAUGUGCGGCGCAAAGGAUCCAAUCAAGGCCAACAGAGAUGUAGCGGCUUUCUUUCCCGUGACCAAGUGUGACUGAUCGGCGUCGUCACUAGAGCAUGACAGGAGCGGCCACGCGACCAACCUGAUGACUGGAGCGUCACGGCUUGUUUAAUUAAGAAGAGAAAUAUUUCUACGAGGGGGCAAAAAUUCGAUGAAAUAAAGAAAAUCAAAG